This is a messenger RNA of Cuscuta epithymum, 4165 nucleotides long. NCBI's taxonomy places the organism in Eukaryota, Viridiplantae, Streptophyta, Magnoliopsida, Solanales, Convolvulaceae. The record is from the annotation of a GenBank genome assembly.
GCAAAUCACAACCAACCUCAUUCCGUUAGCGAAGGCAUAUUCAUGUUAUAUUGCGGCACCGGAGGUGAGGGAGCAGAGAUCAGGCAGGGCCUAAGUUAACGGAGCGCCGUCCGUCACAUUUUCCACCUUCCGCAGAACUCUCCCGAAGAACUCGGGAUGCAUCAACACCAACCAAAAACGACACUCUUCAGACUUCACACACCCAAGAAAAAAAAGCAUCCUCCCCGAAAGAUGAUAGAUUAAUUAAAAUUCAAUGAAAUUGUGAUUUUCUUAGUUGUUCUUCUUUCCAAACAAACGUGCCUAGAGAGCUUCAUGCCGUCGCAUCAUUUUGCCAGGUUGCCAUCAUGAAUACUUUAACUGACCGCCUGAUGAAUGACUAUGGUAUGCACAACACUUCAAGUGCAUCUCCAGGUGGUGACACUCAAGAUUCCCCACCAAUUAAUCACAAUGAUCUUGAAGUGGCUGAACAGUAUCCUUCCGCAUUUGAGGUUGUCUAUAAAAUCCUCAGAAGAGGAACUACGAGCAGUCUUACUUGAUGGUAGCGUAUUGUGCCAAUUAGUGGUUAAGUUGAAACCAGAUUUGUUUUUAACCGAGGCAGGAAAUUGUAUUAAUUCUUCGGGUUCGUGCUCAGAACAUGUUAGAAGAUUUUUAUCAGCCAUGGAGAAAUUGGGCUUACCCCGGUUUGAGGCAUCAGACUUAGAAAAUGGCUCCAUGAAAGCUGUGUUUCAUUGCCUUAUAGCACUUCAAACACAAUUUAGGGAACAAGAUGGGGAAUCCGAUGCAUCUGGAAAUGUUAUUACAACAAGAAGAUGGAAGUCGAUGAUAGAACAUUAUGGAGGUGAUGAUGAUCAAAGGGAAGAAUCUUUCAGACUCCGUCCUUUUUCAUCUUUUGGAGAAGAGAGAUGGAAAUUAGAGUCAAAAUCGCAACGAGCAUUGCGUAGUCCUGUGAUGGCAGCUGCACUGAUACAUCACAUUGGCCACAAGUUCCAUGAAGUAUUUGAGCUUAAACAAGGAAGUUAUGCUGAUCUCCCCGCAUCAAAGAUUUCAGAAAUGAUGAAGUCAAACAGUUUGGAUAAUGCCCCAACACAGUCACUUUUAACGGUUGUGAAUGGAAUCAUAGAUGAAUGCAUUGCACGCAAAAAUGGAGAAAUACCUCAACGUGUAGCAUGCCUGUUGAGAAAAGUAGUGCAAGAGAUAGAGAGGCGGAUAUCAACACAAGCAGAGCACCUGAGAAUGCAAAACAACCUCUUCAAAGCUCGGGAAGAGAAGUAUCAAUCGAGAAUUAGAGUUCUAGAAGCUCUUGCAACUGGUACAAGUGAAGAGACACAGAUUGUCAUGAACCAACUCCAACAACUUAAGAGUGAAAGGACAAAGAUGGAGGUGAAAAAGAAAACCGAGGAACAUGACAUGACUAGAUUGAUGAAAGGAAAAGAUGAUAGUGUCCAGGAGAUCACAGCUUUGAAGCAAAAUCUUGAAAUCGCUAGAGAAACAUAUGAAUUUGACACCAGAAUAUCUCAACAAGAGAUUUCAAAUUUGAAGCAAGAACUUGAAACAGCUCGGGAAGCCUAUAAAGAUUGCUUCUCACAACUGGAAAGUAACAACAGAAAUUCUCAACAAGAGAUUUCAUCUUUGAAACAAGAACUUGAAACCACCCGUAAAGGAUCUGAACAAGAGAUUGAAACAUUGAAGAAAGAAAUUGAAACUAUUUGUAAAACUUAUGACCAACGUUUCUCAGAAAUGGAGAAAGAGGCUAAAGGAUCUCAAACAGAGAUGGAGGAGAAAUUGAAGGAAUCCACGAGGCAUUUAACAGAAACAAGGAAUAGGUUGAAGGAAUGUGAAAUGCUUUUUGAAACGAGGUCUUUGCAGUGGAAAAAGAAACAGAACAUCUAUGAAAUAUUCACUGAAUUCCAGCUUGGUGCACUACGUAUGCCUCGAGGAUCAUUUGGUAAUUUGACCAAUCCUCUGGGGAGGAGCUAAAAUUUUCAUCCCAUUCGAUAAGGCAUGAAGUUAUCAAAACACAGAAGGUCUACACAGAUGAAUUCAAACGCUUAGGUGUGAAGACCAGAGCGUUGGAAGAUGCAGCUGCAAACUAUCAUGUAGUUCUUGCUGAAAACAAAAAGCUACAUAAUGAAGUCCAAGAAUUAAAAGGAAAUAUAAGAGUAUAUUGCCGGGUAAGGCCAUUUCUUCCUGGACAAAUGGACAGGCAGACAAUUGUUAAUUAUAUUGGUGAAAAUGGGGAGCUAAUUGUCACGAAUCCUUCAAAACAAGGAAGGGAAGGGCGUCGUUCAUUCAAGUUUAAUAAGGUUUAUGCUCCUGCUGCCACACAAGCUCAAGUGUUUUCAGAUAUACAGCCAUUGAUCCGAUCAGUUUUGGAUGGUUAUAGUGUUUGCAUAUUUGCAUAUGGCCAAACAGGCUCAGGAAAAACUUACACAAUGACGGGCCCUGAUAGAGCUAGUGAAGAGGAAUGGGGUGUCAACUACCGGGCUUUAAAUGACCUCUUUCAGAUUUCCCAAAAGAGAGUGAACGCCACUGCAUAUGAAAUCUCAGUUCAAAUGGUAGAAAUAUAUAAUGAACAAAUCCGUGACUUGCUCUCGAACGACAACUCUCACAAAAAUCUGGCGGUUUUGCCAACAACCCAACCAAAUGGUUUAACUGUGCCCGAUGCUAGCAUGUAUCAAGUUAACUCGACUGCAGAUGUGUUGGACCUAAUGAAUAUUGGAUUGAAGAACAGAUCGCGAAGUUCAACUGCCCUAAAUGAAAGAAGCAGCCGAUCACAUAGUGUGGUGACAAUUCAUGUGUGUGGGACGGAUAUUAAGAGCGGAUCGUCUAUGCGAAGCAGUCUUCAUUUGGUGGAUCUAGCAGGAAGUGAGAGAGUAGAUCGCUCUGAGGUAAAAGGUGACAGGUUAAAGGAGGCACAACACAUAAACAAGUCUUUAGCUGCGCUUGGAGAUGUCAUUUCUGCUUUGGCUCAAAAGAGCCCUCAUAUUCCAUACCGAAACAGCAAGCUUACCCAAGUUCUUCAAAGCUCAUUAGGGGGCCAAGCAAAGACCCUUAUGUUUGUGCAGCUUAAUCCUGACCUUAGUUCAUAUUCCGAGUCUGUUAGUACUUUAAAAUUUGCUGAGAGAGUAUCCGGGGUAGAGCUAGGUGCAGCCAAGAGUAGCAAAGAUGUCAAAGACGUCAAGGAGUUGAUGGAACAGAUUGCAUCUCUCAAAGAUGCACUAUCUAAAAGAGAUGAGGAGAUGGACAAAUGGCGUCUUGGGAAAGAUAUCAAGAAUGUGAUGCUGGGAAGCAAUGGAGAAAAACGUAGUGUGAACUCAUUGAGGGAGCAGAAGCAGCAGAAGUUGCAGUGUUUGGGUGAAAGUGCAGAAGUGAUUCUGGUGCUCUAAUUUACUCCAAGAAUCAGUUUUUUUGAAGACAGGGGAGACCAGCUGCUGAAAAUUGUUGCCGAUUCUGCUUCUGCUUUAAAAAAGAAGCUGAAGCAGAAUCAGUUCCAAACACCCCCUUAGCAUAUGUUUCCUUUCCCUAGCAUCUUGUGACAUGUCCUUACUAUAUCUUUCUUCCAAUCUGUUUGUCAUACACUAAAGAAUAAGGCACUGAGUACAUUCAACCAAAUGAACGCAUGGCUAAAAUAAGACGAGACACAAUUUAUACCAUCAAAAAUUCAAGAUCAUCACUUGAAGAUUACCAAGGGAUUCAAAUCCUUAAAUGCAUCACUCAACUGAGCAAAAAAAUGAACCUUUGAAGUUGAAGUGAUGCAAUGACAAAACUGGCCUGAUCUCAUGCACCUGAAGUGCUCAUGCUAUAUUAUAAUGUUUUUUUGGGUCUGAUCAUACAAGUUAAAGGUGUUUUAUUAUGAUUUUGGAAUUUUUGAUUUUUCGUGUGUAUGAUGUUUGGGAUAUUAUCUAUUGUGGAUGCAUGUAUAAGCACGCACACACACAUGUAUAUAGAUACAUACAUACACACACGCACACACAUAUACAUAUGUAAGCAUAUAUUGAUUUCUGUAUUCAAGAAAUCUUAGCAGCACAAAAGGUGCCAAAGCAUGAACUCGAUCCCAGUCCAAAAAUUCCCUUGGGCUAGUUUGUUUUUUAUUUUAGUUUUCUUUUCUGUAAUGUUCUUAUUUCCCUUCCCGAAUUGUACUCAUAUUUUUUUCAAUAAAAUUUCC